Messenger RNA from Oryzias latipes (Japanese medaka), 1728 nucleotides. RefSeq names its product BarH-like homeobox 2 (gene barhl2). Gene Ontology annotation, molecular function: DNA-binding transcription factor activity, RNA polymerase II-specific; DNA binding. The record is from RefSeq and is a predicted model, not a curated record. NCBI's taxonomy places the organism in Eukaryota, Metazoa, Chordata, Actinopteri, Beloniformes, Adrianichthyidae. Gene Ontology annotation, biological process: regulation of DNA-templated transcription.
GCCGUGGCCCGUGACGUCAGCAUAGGAAGUGGUUGUAGAGCAACACCGGAGCGAUUAGCAGCCCAAAAAAAAGAAAGGAAGAAAAAGGGGGGAGCCUGAUGUCGAGGAGUCAGCCCCAUGUAUAUCUCUGAAUACGCCUCAACUUUUAACUCAAAGUUCAACAUCCAAACACAAAAAGGGACGAGGAUACACAGGCGCGCCUUUGCUUUUCCGCUCUUUCCCUGAAUGUUGGAGCUACAGCCCUGGAUUUUUGCCUGACCUGGGUUUAUUCCUCAACUCUUUUUUAUGUUUUAUUUUUUAUUUUUUCUUCACUCUUCAGAGUUCAUUUUCCUGAUUUUCUUCUGAUCUUUCCUGUCAGUGGAGGAAGACUGGUCCUGCUGUUGUUAUGAAGGCUUCAGCAGUUCUUUCUUAACAUGGAAGCAUCCAGCGGGUCGAGUUUUGGGAUAGACACGAUUUUAUCCAGCGCCUCAAACUCUGGUAACCCCGUGCUCAUGAACGGAGAUUUCCGCCUCAGCGACAGCAGGACAGCGGAUUUCAGGAGCCAGGCAACCCCGUCGCCAUGCUCGGAGAUAGACACCGUGGGAACUGGCCCCUCGUCCCCCAUCUCCGUCACCAUGGAGCACGCCUCCGAUGCGCAUCUGGUCCAGGACAGCCUUCAGCAUCACCACCAUCACCAGCCGCAAAGCCUGCCGCUGUCGCCGCAGCAGCAGCCGCAGCACGCCGGGGCCGGCUGCGCCCCGAGGACUGCAACCUCCUCCUUUCUAAUCAAAGACAUUCUGGGCGACAGUAAACCGCUGGCAGCCUGCGCACCUUACAGCACCACAGUAUCCUCACCUCAUCACACCCCCAAAGCGGAAAGUGCCACGGCUCCGGACGUCUUCAGGCCCAAGCUGGAACAAGAUGAAAACAGAAGCAAAUUGGAAAAACGGGACGAAAUCCCCAGCGAAAUGAAAUGCAACGGCACCAAAGAAGAAGGUGACCGGGAGAUCUCCAGCAGCAGAGACAGUCCGCCGGUGCGCACGAAAAAACCGCGCAAAGCCCGGACGGCCUUCACGGACCACCAGCUCAACCAGCUGGAGAGGAGCUUCGAGCGGCAGAAAUACCUCAGCGUGCAGGACCGCAUGGACCUGGCAGCGGCUCUCAACCUGACCGACACACAAGUCAAGACCUGGUACCAGAACAGACGGACGAAGUGGAAGCGGCAGACGGCGGUGGGUUUGGAGCUCCUGGCUGAGGCAGGAAACUAUUCGGCCUUACAGAGAAUGUUCCCCUCGCCCUACUUCUACCACCCGAGCCUCCUCGGCACCGUGGACGGAACCACGGCGGCCGCUGCGGCCGCGGCCAUGUACAGCAGCAUGUACCGGACUCCAUCAGCGCCACACCCCACCCUCCAGAGACCUCUCGUGCCCAGGGUGCUCAUUCACGGACUCGGCCCGGGGGGGCAACCGGCGCUAAACCCCCUGUCCAACCCCAUGCCUGGCACGCCGCACCCGCGAUAGAUGCACAAAACUUCGGACGCUGUUCCACCACCGCGGGCCUGUGCCGCAGAGACACACUUAAAGCUAUUUUACAGACGCAACUGUGGAGGUAUUUAAUUUGGGCCCCAGCAGCCGAAACUCAGACUCUGUGCCCGGUUCCACGCGAAGCGCGCGGACUGCUCCUGUCUGAUUGUUUGUUUGUAUUUUGUACAAAUACACCUAACAUUAGCAAAUAAACUUAUAAAGUUUA